AGGAAGAGAGAGAGAGAGAGAGAGAGAGGUUUCUCCUCAGUAGUUCGCUCUCUCAUUCUGACAACAGCAGCCGUUUCCCCCCUGCUCCGCUGUGCAGAGACUCCACCAGCACUGUGCAGCUGUUUUCAGCAAAUAAACUCUGAUAAAGCCACUGCACACUGCCUGGCCAGCACCAAACAGACAACGAGACUGGCUUGGUGAACAGAGUGCAGCAUCUAGCAUCUAGAGACUGAGAUAUUUCUCGCAGAAGAUGGUGAAACCAAAACAGAGCUUGAAAGGAAUGAAUAUUGGAAUAACAUUUGUCAGGUUGUGACAGCCAUGUUGGCAGUGUGUUUGAGGCUGCUUUUGCUCCUCCCCCUGGCUUGCUGUGUCCCCUCCCCCUCCAGACCUCCUUCCAGAGUCUGUAGACGGUGCUGCGACCACCUGGAGCCGCCAGCAGCCACGGGGCAAUAUCAGCUGCCUGAGGUCCGCACUGUUAUCAACAUGACCAUCCUCAAAGGUGAUAAAGGAGACAGAGGCGACAAGGGUACACCUGGGAAACCCGGCUUAGAGGGACCCCCCGGCGUCCGAGGACCCAUGGGCUCUAAAGGCACCAAAGGCCAGGCGGGCGCCCCCGGAGACGCCUGCAAGAUCCCUCACUCCUCCUUCUCGGUGGGACGCCGCAAGUCCCUGCACAGCGUGGACUACUACCAGGCGCUGGUGUUCGACACGGUGUUCGUCAACCUCCACGGCCACUUCAACAUGUUCAAAGGCAAGUUCUACUGCUACGUGCCGGGGAUCUACUUCUUCAACGUUAACAUCCACACCUGGAACUUUAAGGAGACCUACCUCCACCUGAUGCACAACGACAAGGAGCAGGUGAUCCUGUACGCUCAGCCCAGCGAGAGGUCCAUCAUGCAGAGCCAGAGUGUCAUGAUGGACCUGGCUCUGAAUGACGAGGUCUGGGUGCGACUCUACAAGAGGGAGAGGGAGAACGCCAUUUACAGUGACGACGUGGAUGUUUACAUCACCUUCAAUGGAUACCUCUUGGCACCAAGCAUCCAGUAAAA
Molecule: messenger RNA, 1049 nt
Organism: Perca flavescens (yellow perch)
Lineage: Eukaryota; Metazoa; Chordata; Actinopteri; Perciformes; Percidae
Gene: c1qtnf6b
Product: C1q and TNF related 6b
Exons: 4
Coding region: 319-1047 (242 amino acids)
Molecular function (GO): protein binding
Source: RefSeq, a predicted model, not a curated record